This is a messenger RNA of Cimex lectularius (bed bug), 1306 nucleotides long. Its product is annotated as calcium-binding mitochondrial carrier protein SCaMC-1-like. NCBI's taxonomy places the organism in Eukaryota, Metazoa, Arthropoda, Insecta, Hemiptera, Cimicidae. Gene Ontology annotation, molecular function: ATP transmembrane transporter activity. The transcript is spliced from 10 exons. Bases 348 to 1244 code for a protein of 298 amino acids. The record is from RefSeq and is a predicted model, not a curated record. Gene Ontology annotation, biological process: transmembrane transport.
AUAGAUGAAUUAAUAGUCUGAGUGCGGUUUGAAUAACCUUUCUUCAUGUUCGGUUACACACUGGUAUAAUUCACAAAAAUAAGCCUAGUUUGAAAAAUGUUGCAGAGAUGAUAUUUGAGAAGGAAAAGAGAAAAUUUCGUCCGUAGCCUCGUCCGCCGGGUCGACCAGGAUCGGUGGAAGGAUUCAGACACAAAGAUACGAAAGAACUACACAAGGAACACAAAGAGGUCCCUGCCUGAGGAUUGAAUGACAAAUUAAAUCCGUCGCAUUCGACAAAGGGAAGAGAAAUGUAAACUCUCGGAGGACUGGACAGGCCAACCAUCGUGGUUUAACUAUGAAAACUUAGCAUGCCUCACGAUGCAAUAUCAUCAAAAAUCAGCGUUGAUUCCAAAGAAUCAGAGGAAUUAAAGUAUGGCGUUCGAGUGUGGAAACACUUGCUUGCAGGUAGCACAGCGGCCAUUGCUUCCAGAACGGUUACAGCUCCAUUGGAUCGUUUAAAAACUAUUGCACAGGCGAGCAGUUCAAAAGUGACUAUUUAUAAUGGGUUGAGGACGAUGAUAAAAGAAGGAGGCAUUUCCAGCAUGUGGCGGGGUAACGGUAUAAACCUUGUUAAAGCGAUGCCAGAAGUCACCAUUAGGUUCGUCACUUUCAACGAGUUAAAGCACGUAUUAGUCAAGGACCGUACUCAUGAAUUGACGACAGCAGAAAGGAUGAUAGCUGGUGGGGUCUCUGGUUUAAUUGCUCAUUCAAUUGUCCACCCUAUCGAAGUAGUAAAAACCCGAUUCAUACUGCAUAAUGCUGGAAAACAAAAUAACUUUACUAAUACUCUGAUAAAAGGCUACAAGACUGAAGGGUAUCGCUUUCUCUUCAGGGGCUACGUUACCUCAAUAUUUGGAAUUUUGAUUUUUAGUUCAAUCGAUUUCAGCACAUAUGAGAGCCUGAAGAAAAUGUAUAAGAAAAGAUACGGCCCAUCUGCUUUCGGUCAAGAGGUGGUAUUCUGCAGCAUGGUGUCUUCGGUGGUGGCCCAGUCGUUUGCGUAUCCUUUCGCUGUUAUAGGCGUUCAUUUACAGACUGUAGGUAGGCCUGCCAAAUGGAGAGACAUUAGAAAAUUUGUCUUCUCGCGAGGCGCCGAAGGUUUGUACAGGGGAUUCGGCAUAGCUCUUUUACGUGGUGUACCAACCUUCGCCACGGCGUAUUUCUCAUAUGAACUAAUUCUCUCCAUGUUAAAUGAACAAAUGAUCUGACACUCUUCCAUCAAGUGUUUUGUUUUUGUGAAUUAAUAAUAAUAUUGUUUAUUAGCGAUUAA